UUCUGCGCUAGAAUUGCAUGAUCGCCAUUUUGUGAAAAAUAAGGUGGUAGAGAGGUCCAUCCGCGGAGAAGAGGAGUUAGAGACGCACAUACACCAUAUAUCAAACCAGCUGCUCGAAAACCAGUUAUCUUCCGAAAGGAAAGAGAAUCUUAUCGUAUGUCCGCUAUCCAGAACCUCCAAACUUUCGACCCCUUUGCUGAUGCAACUAAGGGUGAUGAUCGGCUCCCGGCUGGGACAGAAGACUACAUCCAUAUAAGAAUCCAACAGCGGAACGGCAGGAAGACUCUGACCACUGUCCAGGGCAUUGCGGAUGACUAUGACAAGAAGAAACUAGUCAAGGCCUUCAAGAAGAAAUUUGCCUGCAACGGGACUGUGAUUGAGCACCCGGAGUAUGGUGAAGUGAUCCAGUUACAGGGUGACCAGCGUAAGAAUAUCUGCCAGUUCCUUACAGAGAUUGGUUUGGCAAAGGAGGAGCAGUUGAAGGUCCAUGGGUUCUGAAUGCUGAGAAGACCCCUUCCCUCCCUGACUACAAUGCUUGUGUGUUGCAGCCCUUGCACACUUUAUUAGAUAAUGAUGGCUUUUGAAUUAAGACUCUUAAUUUCGCACCCUUGGAGAAGGGCGCGAUCUGAUGCAUACAAGGACAGAUGGCUCAGCGUGAUCAACCUACAAUGCAAGAGGAACAGCAAUUUUUAGUUACCUAUUUCGUGACCUUUGUGUGCUGCUUUUAAAGCACUUAUUCCAUGUUUCCCUUUUUUUGUACAAUUUCAAUAAAAUGAGCAUAUGUCA
Messenger RNA from Megalops cyprinoides (Indo-Pacific tarpon), 786 nucleotides. It is a transcript of the gene eif1, whose product is annotated as eukaryotic translation initiation factor 1. Gene Ontology annotation, biological process: translational initiation. The transcript is spliced from 4 exons. The record is from RefSeq and is a predicted model, not a curated record. NCBI's taxonomy places the organism in Eukaryota, Metazoa, Chordata, Actinopteri, Elopiformes, Megalopidae. The coding region runs from base 157 to 498 and encodes 113 amino acids. Gene Ontology annotation, cellular component: eukaryotic 43S preinitiation complex. Gene Ontology annotation, molecular function: translation initiation factor activity; ribosomal small subunit binding; RNA binding.